This is a messenger RNA of Nanorana parkeri, 2161 nucleotides long. RefSeq names its product RAB12, member RAS oncogene family (gene RAB12). The record is from RefSeq and is a predicted model, not a curated record. Gene Ontology annotation, cellular component: endosome; synaptic vesicle; plasma membrane. Gene Ontology annotation, biological process: regulation of exocytosis; Golgi vesicle fusion to target membrane; Rab protein signal transduction. The transcript is spliced from 6 exons. Gene Ontology annotation, molecular function: GTPase activity; GTP binding. NCBI's taxonomy places the organism in Eukaryota, Metazoa, Chordata, Amphibia, Anura, Dicroglossidae. The coding region runs from base 220 to 984 and encodes 254 amino acids.
CCUGUGUCAGUCUUCCACAUCCAUAGAGGGAGCUUCCCUCCAGUCACACAUCCCGUUUCCUCUCCUCUCCUCUCCUUGUGUGGAGUACGCUCAGCCCUUGUGACCGCCGUUCGUUCUGCUGGGUUGGAUUGGCCGCUGCCCGGCGGGGCCCGUUCUGGCCGCGUGAGUCCGGUGUGUGACGUCAGGGUGGCUUUGUGUGGACGAUCGGGCGGUACCGAUAUGUUAAUGGAUUCCAGGCCCGGUUAUCAUCGGGGGCUGGGGGGCAGCGGGAGCAGUAAUAACAUUGCCUAUGGAGGCUCGGCCUCCAACUCGCCGGCUCUGACCGGAGCCCAGGCCCGCCGGAGGAAGCAGCCUCCCCGGCCAGCGGACUUUAAACUGCAGGUGAUUAUCAUCGGAUCCCGGGGAGUGGGCAAGACCAGCCUGAUGGAGAGAUUCACCGAUGACACCUUCUGCGAGGCCUGCAAGUCCACAGUGGGUGUUGAUUUUAAAAUCAAAACUGUGGAGUUAAGAGGAAAGAAAAUCAGGUUACAAAUAUGGGACACAGCUGGCCAAGAGCGAUUCAACAGCAUUACCUCGGCUUAUUACAGAAGUGCCAAGGGAAUCGUAUUAGUGUAUGAUAUUACCAAGAAAGAGACCUUUAAUGAUUUACCAAAAUGGAUGAAGAUGAUUGAUAAGUACGCCUCUGAAGAUGCAGAACUUCUUUUAGUUGGAAAUAAGCUGGAUUGUGAAACCAACAGAGAAAUAACCCGGCAGCAGGGAGAAAAGUUUACACAGCAGAUUACUGGCAUGCGGUUUUGUGAAGCAAGUGCGAAGGACAACUUUAAUGUAGAUGAAAUCUUUUUGAAAUUGGUUGAUGACAUAUUAAAAAAGAUGCCUCUGGAUAUAAUGCGCAAUGAGCUCUCCAACAGCAUCCUGUCUCUCCAGCCAGAGCCAGAAGUUCCUCCAGAACUGCCACCACCUCGACCUCCAGUCCGGUGCUGCUGAUUCUCUUCGGUGCCCCCACAAAGUGGCACAGUGACACUCGGUUCCUGUGCUCUGUCUUACAAUCAUUUGGAAGGUCCCAUUUUGCACUUCUGACUCAGUAAAAUAUGUAAAUACGUAAGCAGCAGACGGAGAAUAGUUCUGCGUUUGGAAAGCGUUUCUUUUUUUUCUCAGUUGGGAGUUUGCACACUAAUAUCAAUGGCCUCUGGAGUAAAGGGAUUGGCUAUUGUAAGCGCUGUACCGCAGUGGUUCCUGCAAAGCACUUUAUUUCAGGCUCCACUAGUUGUGUAGUAUGUAGUAUUGAAGUCAUGACAUUUUCUGCUCCAAUGUUAAAUCAGGCUGCCAGCUACCGAACUUUUUUGUUUCUCUUUUUUUUUUUAUCUAAACAUAUAUACAGUGCUUUGCAAAAUGUAUUAUCACUCCAAAAUAUUUAAAUAUUUAAGAUCUCCAAAAAUGCUUCCAUAUACAGUAUUAUAUUUAGUUUAUUAUACAGUGCAAUUUUCAAUUGUAAUCUGUAGCAUUUAUAGGAUUACUGGAUCUGCCACAAGUAUUAAUGUUUGUUCCAGUAGUUUAUUUUAUUUCAAGUAUUUAUUAACGUCUGAAUAGUUUGAAGGAUCUAUUUCUGUUCCACAUUUUUGCAUUUGCUCUUAUUGAUUAACACUUUGAGCUGUCAAAGUUUCCCCCUUUUUUCUUUUUUACAUUUUUCUGGCACAGGAUCCUUUGUGUGGUAUGAAGGGUAAUUGAUGAAGGAUAAAACGUAUGUGGUUUACUAAUUUUGUUGAGACCUCACUGCACACUCCAAAUAAUGGGCUUACUGGGAACUAUUACAUUAAAAAAAGAUCACUUUUCCACUCUGCAUUGGCUCACAACAGGACAGAAAACAAUGUACUUUUUCUAUACACUUACUAAUCUGAGCUUUGACUUCGCUGAUUUUUAUGGGUGGUUUGGGGUUUUUUUGGGGGUGAAAAGGCAUAACAUACACCUAAAUGGCACACUUUCUUCGAAUCAUGGUGGUUUUGUGAAGUAUGUAUUUGAUAUCUCUCUAUUUCAAUGCACUGUACAAUACAGUAUGGGGAAACAGUGACUGAUAAUGCAUUUAUAUAAUGUGUCCUUGUGGAAUCAAGAUAGUAUUUCUAACUAAUGAAGUGAAAUAAACUUUUUUUUUAUUAUUAUUUAUGAA